Messenger RNA from Nannospalax galili (Upper Galilee mountains blind mole rat), 3034 nucleotides. RefSeq names its product 5'-nucleotidase domain containing 2 (gene Nt5dc2). The record is from RefSeq and is a predicted model, not a curated record. Bases 1772 to 2944 code for a protein of 390 amino acids. The transcript has 14 exons. Lineage: Eukaryota; Metazoa; Chordata; Mammalia; Rodentia; Spalacidae. Gene Ontology annotation, molecular function: 5'-nucleotidase activity.
UGUGCCCGAGGGCGUCCCCGGGGUGCACCGGGGUCGCAGAACCCAAGGGACGGGCGGCGUUUUGGAAGAGGCUCCAUCGGGUCUCCGAGGAGCAUUCCGUCUCCUGGGGCGAGCGGGAGGUUUGUUCCGGUCGGUCUGCUGGAGCUUGGGGUAACCGCCGGCGUGCACGGCCCUUAGGUCUGGCUCCCGGGUCCGGCUGGCAGCGGCGGAAACCCUCGCAGCCCCUUGUUCUCCGCUGGCCCUUAGUUGCAGUGAGCACUGUGGACAAAGACUGAGCGGUGCUCACGGAACGGGCUCUUGGGAACACCAGCAAGACUUUGCAGGCACCUCUUGGUUAGGCUCUGGCGGUCUAGAGCACUUCUAAACAAGCUCAAGAAAGGCGUUGGAGAAACAUUAGAAAGCCACCCCAAUGUCCUGGAAUCCCAAAGGGUUGCUAUAGUCUCAGCCAGGGCAGCACCAGGGCACUUAGCCUCCCCUAGCCUUCUCUCCCUCUACGAAAUGGACUAAUGAGGCCGCAGAUCUCAGAGUGCAGCACAUCUGUCCAUUUCUCUGGGUGGGUCUAGUAGGACCUUGCCUCUGCAACAGAUGUGCUCUGUGCUGUGGCCCUAUCACUUCCCAGCUGGGUGGACCUCGGCCUCACAUCCUCCCAGGACCCUCGAUGUUCUCAGGCAUGUAAGCAAUCCUGGGACUGUUGUCAUAGGAUUGUGGUGAUGAGUCAGAACCAGGCCAAGAAGGGGCAGGGGUGCUUCUGGAGGAACCCCCAGGGGUGCCGUGGCUUUCAUUGUCUGGUAAGACAAAGUGGCUCAUUCUGGGAGAUUCCACCUGUGACUGGACAGGGCCUUCCACUCCAGCUGUGUGGAGACCUGGAGACUGCCAGAACUCACCUUAACAAGAUGCUGCCAGAAUAGUUGAGACCUCUGGAAUGGCUGUUCUUAAGGACUGGGAAUCUUGGGGCCGAGAGAGCAGUUUUACUUAUGGAGAAGCCUUUGUUCGGCAAGGCCCUCUUAAGUGGCCUGAGAAGCAGCCUGCCUUGGAGGUGUGAAGGGGGGAGAAUCUGCUGGGCAUGUCCUCCAGAGCCCUCCUUACAGACCUCUCUCAGUUCCUGCUGUGUGCAGUUUCUUCCACCAACAUACCACGAUAAGCUAGCUUCGAGCCUCUGAACCCUCAUCUGGCUGGGUUUUUUAGGAAGAAUUUCUGAGCAAAACUCCCAGGGAGCCAAGCCAUCAGCUAGCCCCCACUCAGCAGGGCAGCAGGAAGAGCACCUUCCUCCCUGCUCUGCCUCAUUGUGUGACUAAAAGACUAGGCAAAGAGGAAGAAUGAUUAAGGCAGGAUGGGGUCACCUGAAUGCAAGUCUCAACUUAGUUGCCUGCUGCUGGGUGAUUUGGGCAAGUGACUUAACCUCUCUGAACUUGUUUCUUCCUCUGGACGAUGGAGGCAUUCAGUGUGACUGCUGCUUAAGACUGGAGUGAACAGUGAACAACACAAGACUGUAAGACUCACAAACCUUCUGCCCCCUGAGGUCUGCAGCCUCUUGAACCCAGCAGCCAUCUAUGCCAACAACGAGAUCAGCUUGAGUGCUGUUGAGGUCUAUGGCUUUGACUAUGACUACACACUGGCCCAGUACGCAGAUGCACUGCACCCCGAGAUCUUCAAUGCUGCCAGGGACAUCCUGAUUGAGCACUACAAGUACCCUGAGGGAAUUCGGAAGUAUGACUACGACCCCAGCUUUGCCAUCCGUGGCCUCCACUAUGACAUUCAGAAGAGCCUUCUGAUGAAAAUUGAUGCCUUCCAUUAUGUGCAACUGGGGACAGCCUACAGGGGCCUCCAGCCUGUGCCAGAUGAGGAGGUGAUUGAUUUAUAUGGUGGCACCCAGCACAUCCCACUGUACCAGAUGAGCGGCUUCUAUGGCAAGGGCCCUUCUAUCAAGCAGUUCAUGGACAUCUUCUCACUGCCAGAGAUGGCACUGCUGUCCUGUGUGGUGGACUAUUUUCUGGGCCACGGCCUAGAAUUUGACCAAGCACACCUCUACAAGGACGUGACGGAUGCCAUCCGGGAUGUGCACGUGAAGGGCCUCAUGUACCAGUGGAUUGAGCAAGACAUGGAGAAGUACAUCCUGAAAGGGGAUGAAACAUUUGCAGUCCUGAGCCGCCUGGUAGCCCAUGGGAAACAGCUGUUCCUCAUCACCAACAGUCCUUUCAGUUUUGUGGACAAAGGCAUGCGACACAUGGUGGGUCCUGAUUGGCGCCAACUCUUUGAUGUAGUCAUCGUCCAGGCAGACAAGCCCAGCUUCUUCACUGACCGGCGCAAGCCUUUCCGAAAGCUUGAUGAGAAGGGUUCCCUCCAUUGGGACCGUAUCACACGCUUGGAAAAGGGCAAAAUCUAUCGGCAGGGAAACCUGUUUGACUUCCUUCGUCUGACAGAGUGGCGAGGGCCAAGAGUUCUUUACUUUGGCGACCAUCUCUACAGUGACCUAGCGGAUCUCAUGCUGCGGCAUGGCUGGCGCACAGGUGCCAUCAUCCCUGAGUUGGAGCGGGAGAUCCGCAUCAUCAACACGGAGCAGUAUAUGCACUCCCUGACCUGGCAGCAGGCGCUCACAGGGCUGCUAGAACGCAUGCAGACAUAUCAGGACGCAGAGUCACGACAGGUGCUGGCUACCUGGAUGAAGGAGCGGGAAGAGCUAAGAUGCAUCACCAAGGCCCUGUUCAAUGCUCAGUUUGGGAGCAUCUUUCGCACCUUCCACAACCCUACGUACUUCUCUAGGCGCCUUGUGCGCUUCUCCGACCUCUACAUGGCCUCCCUCAGCUGUUUGCUCAACUACCGAGUAGACUUCACUUUCUACCCACGCCGCACACCCCUGCAGCAUGAAGCGCCCCUCUGGAUGGACCAGCUCUGCACUGGCUGCAUGAAGACACCCUUUCUUGGUGACAUGGCCCACAUCCGCUGAGGGCACUUUUACUGUCCAAGACAGACCAUCAGUCCUUCCAGCCCUGGCCACCCUGACAAGCAAUAAAAGUGGUCUCUGUCCUCCAUGUGC